AAUGAAUCUUUACUCAGUUUGGUACCUAUAUUGAAGACAGGAAGCCAUUUUUUUUGCACUUCCUCUACUAGACACUUCGGUAUAUGGUUUUCACAUGAAGGGAGGAGUAUCGAACAGAGCACAGUGUAGAAGCUGAACAGUGAUCAGAGACGUCUCAGGUGGGGAGAAGAAUGGAUGUGUUUAAAAGACUGAGUUCAUUCAUCAAGCCUAAAGCCAUUGCUUAUCUGAGGAAGCACAGCAGAGAUGUGGGAAUCUCCAGCUUCUGUCUUGGUCUCAUUGAGAAACUGUUGGAAAGUGAUUUUGUUUGUCCAUGUCAACCUCUCUAUAAUGAAUUUCAGUGUGCUUCUUAUGCCAUUGUGCCUUUCUUUGUGUGCUUCAUUUACACUUUGUGUAACUUGGAAGAGUCCUCAGUAACAGAAGGAGGAGGGAAGGAAGACGAGUCCAAAAGAAAAGUGUCCAGCUCAACUGACACAUCCACAAAGCCGGAGGCCAGAAGAAGGGAUGAUGUUCCCGCAGAGCCAGAGAACCGAGGCACGGAGGACGUCCGUGAAAAUACAACACGCUCCUUUGCGGAGAAGAGUGAAGAAGUAAAGAGCAGCUGCACGUGUGAGAAAUUUCACUACUCUCUGCUCAUAAGCUCCAUCUGGCUCUUCUUCUUCUUUGUCGAUGGUCAUUACGUGGCCUGUGCGUGUUCAGACUGGGGUGGUGAAUACACUGUGACUGGAGCUUUACAGUGGUGCAAGCCCAAAGGAAAUGAGACGGAGGUGUUGGGAUGUCUGCAGAAGACUCAGAGGUAUAUGUUUAUAUCUCAGAUGGUGGGUUUUGGAAUCUUGCUGAUGAUCGGUGUAAUGAUGUGUUGCUGUGUUAAACUUUGUUGUAAAGGAUGCUCUGUUUGCUGCUGUGCUCCGAACAAACGGAAGGCGAGCGAAGAGCAGGAGGUUCCACAGAGUGAUCUGAUGAUGGAGCAGAGUCAUCCGAUGGCUGUGAGUUUAAAUCUCAGGACUGAAGAACAGGAAGUUCUGCUCGGCGCUGGAGACAUUUAGAUACAAGAAGAAGAAAAGAAAGAUAAAAUGAUGUAGUGAAUCUAAUGCGUGUUUGUGCUAGAGUCAGUUUUCACAUGAAACCCUGUGAGAUUCAUUUAAACAUUGUGGUUUUUGUGGUGUAUUUGGUGUUUGUGGUGUGUGUGUUGUUUGUGGUGUUUGUGUUGUGUGUGGUGUUUGUGGUGUGUGUGUUGUUUGUGGUGUUUGUGUUGUUUGUGGUGUUUGUGUUUUUGUGGUGUUUGUGUUGUGUGUGGUGUUUGUGGUGUGUGUGUUGUUUGUGGUGUUUGUGUUGUGUGUUGUGUAUGUGUUGUUUGCGGUGUUUGUGUUGUGUGCGGUGUUUGUGUUGUUUGUGUUGUGUGUGUGGUGUUUGUGUUGUGUGUGUGGUGUUUGUGUUGUGUGUGUGGUGUUUGUGUUGUGUGUGGUGUUUGUGGUGUGUGUGUUGUUUGUGUUGUGUGUGGUGUUUGUGUUGUAUGUGUGGUGUUUGUGUUGUUUGUGUUGUGUGUGUUGUUUGUGUUGUGUGUGGUGUUUGUGGUGUGUGUGUUGUUUGUGUUGUGUGUGGUGUUUGUGUUGUUUGUGUGGUGUUUGUGUUGUUUGUGUUGUGUGUGUGGUGUUUGUGUUGUGUGUGGUGUUUGUGUUGUAUGUGUGGUGUUUGUGUGUGGUUUUGUGUUGUUUGUGUUGUGUGUGGUGUUUGUGUUGUAUGUGUGGUGUUUGUGUGUGGUUUUGUGUUGUUUGUGUUGUGUGUGGUGUUUGGGUUUGUGUGGUGUUUGUGUUGUGUCUGUUGUUUGUGUGUGGUGUUGUGUGUGGUGUUUGUGUUGUUUGUGUUGUGUGUGUGGUGUUUGUGUGAUAUGUGUGUUUGUGUUGUGUGUGGUGUUUGUGUUGUGUGUGUGGUGUUUGUGUGAUCUGUGUGUAUGUGUUGUGUCUGUUGUGUGUGGUGUUUGUGUGGUGUUUGUGUUGUGUGUGUGGUGUUUGUGUGAUUUGUGUGUUUGUGUUGUGUCUGUUGUGUGUUUGUGUGUGGUGUUGUGUGUGGUGUUUGUGUUGUAUGUGUUGUGUGUAGUGUGUGGUGUUUGUGUUGUUUGUGUGGUGUUUGUGUGAUUUGUGUGUUUGUGUUGUGUCUGUUGUGUGUUUGUGUGUGGUGUUGUGUGUGGUGUUUGUGUUGUAUAUGUUGUGUGUAGUGUGUGGUGUUUGUGUGUUUGUGUUGUGUCUGUUGUGUGUUUGUGUGUAGUGUAGUGUGUGGUGUUUGUGUUGUUUGUGUGGUGUUUGUGUGAUUUGUGUGUUUGUGUUGUGUCUGUUGUGUGUUUGUGUGUAGUGUUGUGUGUGGUGUUUGUGUUGUAUGUGUUGUGAGACAAACCUCCUGUAAUUGCUUUAUUUACUAAUCUUUAACAGUAGCCAAUAAAUUUGCUAGAAGUUU
Messenger RNA from Tachysurus vachellii, 2448 nucleotides. RefSeq lists its product as uncharacterized. NCBI's taxonomy places the organism in Eukaryota, Metazoa, Chordata, Actinopteri, Siluriformes, Bagridae. The transcript has 3 exons. Bases 171 to 1043 code for a protein of 290 amino acids. The record is from RefSeq and is a predicted model, not a curated record.